Molecule: messenger RNA, 1103 nt
Organism: Punica granatum (pomegranate)
Lineage: Eukaryota; Viridiplantae; Streptophyta; Magnoliopsida; Myrtales; Lythraceae
Source: RefSeq, a predicted model, not a curated record
CCUUUUAAACCCUAAAACCCUAAAUCUCUGCUUCCUUGUCUCCUUAAACCCUACGAGCCCCCGCCAUUUCCCUCCUCCCUCUCUUCUCUGCAGCUCAGAAAUGGCGUUCGCCUCGAUUCUCCGCAAGUCCGCCUCUUCGUUCGCCCCUCUGGCUUUCCGUGCUCUUCGUAGCCAGAGAAACUAUCACUCCGCUAUCUUCACUGCCCUUAACAAGUCGGGAUUUCCGGCGUCGAAGGCUUCUCUGAGUCCAUUUCCGCAGACUCAUCGCUACUCUACCAAGUCUGAUGAGUCGCUUCUACAUGUCAUUGAGGGGGAGAUCCAGUGCGCAGAGGAAUCCGAUGACCACAACCAGGUUGAGGCGAUUCCGAGUGGCUUUCCUUUUGAGGUCGAAGACAAGCCCGGGUACCAAACUAUCACACUGAGAAGAGAGUAUCAGGGUGAAGAGAUAACGGUGGAAGUCAGCAUGCCUGACCUUGUUACUGGUGAAGAGGAUGAUGACGAUGACAGUGAGAAGGCAAAUCAGUCUAGCAUUCCCCUGGUCGUGAAUAUUGCCAAGGGUGAUGGCCCCAGUCUAGAAUUCGGCUGCACUGCUUACCCCGACGAAAUUGUCAUCGAUGGCUUGUCAGUUAAGAGCCCUGAAAGCUCUGAGGAUCAAAUAGCAUAUGAGGGGCCUGAUUUCCAGGACUUGGAUGAAAACUUGCAGAAGGCUUUCCAUAAGUACUUGGAAAUCAGAGGGAUCAAGCCCAGCACGACCAACUUUUUGCACGAGUACAUGAUCAACAAAGACAGUAGAGAGUAUUUGAUGUGGUUGCAGAACCUGAAGAAGUUUGUCAAAGCGUAAUCUUGUUCGUGCUCUCUCCUCUUUUUCCCCUAAGGAGACGGGAGGAUCUUUAGCUUUUGCAUGAUUGAUUAGCAACUUCUUUGAUAGAAUUGUAGCAUCGAGAUGCGCGGGUACUAUGAAUUGCUUACUCGGGGAAUAGCUUAAUAUCAUUUUGAGGGAAGCUGGUGCUUCCAUUAAAAUUUUUAGCUCUUAUUAUUUGAAAUUUUGUAUGCUUAUUCCGUGGAUCCUGGGCGUGCUACGAAGAAGUAAGGUUCAUCCGAAA